This is a messenger RNA of Populus nigra (black poplar), 1638 nucleotides long. RefSeq names its product paired amphipathic helix protein Sin3-like 3. Lineage: Eukaryota; Viridiplantae; Streptophyta; Magnoliopsida; Malpighiales; Salicaceae. The transcript is spliced from 2 exons. The coding region runs from base 1 to 1638 and encodes 545 amino acids. The record is from RefSeq and is a predicted model, not a curated record. Gene Ontology annotation, biological process: negative regulation of transcription by RNA polymerase II. Gene Ontology annotation, molecular function: transcription corepressor activity. Gene Ontology annotation, cellular component: histone deacetylase complex; chromatin.
AUGAAGAGACAGAGAGAGCACAGUGACCACUAUCGUUCCCUCCUCUCUCAAUAUCCUCGUGAAGAAGUUGAGCCUGCCCUAAACUAUUCCAAGAAACUUAAAGCCUGGUUUCAAUAUGACCAGCCUGAAGAAAAAAUCCGCAGCCUUGGCAGGAUCUUGGAAAAGUUCAUGGAUACAGCGGCUGCACAUGAUGGUUUGGUAGGGGGGCUGACAGUCGUAUUUGAAAAUUUUUCAGAAAGAGUGAAGGAAAUUCUUGGAGGUAAUCAUGACUUGAUUGGUGGGCUGAACUCCUUUUUGCGGCCUGAGUUUCAAAUCAGCCUUGACGUUGAGGAGAAGAAGGAAACUGAGCCAGCCAUGGAGAGUAAGACAGUUGGAGAUGGAGAGCGUAUGGAUUUACGUUUGCGUAAGGAAGGAUCUAUGAGUUUGGCUGAUGUCUGCAAUUUUGGUCAUAGGGUAACAGAAGGCCAUCCUGACUUGCUACUGGACUUUCUUUACUCUAUGCCAAUUACUGAAGCAACACCAUUGGCCGAUUAUCUUCCUGGUUUGAAAUCUUCAGAACUUAGAAACUGUAGGGUUGAUGAGCUGCAGAAAGAGAGUCCUGAAAGUUUUGAAGUUUGCGGAAAGAACAGGGAAUCAGAAUUUGUGAAGGCAGGUGGAUCUCAAGUGAAAGGCGGUAGCCACGAUAACGAGGAGGAGAAGGAAACUGAGACAACCACAGAGAGUAAGACAUUCCGACGGGUUAUGGAUUUUAUAAACAAGCUGAAGAUCAAGUGUGGUGAGGAUGGUUUGGAAAAAUUCUUGAAGAUUUUCAAAUUGCUUAAGAAAGGGUCUAGGACUUUGGUUGAUGUUUUUGAUUCUGGUCUUAAGCUAACCGAAGGCCAUGGUGACUUGCAAGAGGACUUCAUUAAAUUUAUGCCACUUUCUGAAUUAGAAAAACCACUGGCUUAUCAUCUUUCAGAUUUGCUAUCUACAGACCUCACCAACACUAGGGUUGCUGAUGUGCCGCAGAAAAAGCGGCAGAAUGACAAGGAAGCAAAACUUAUCAUGGAAGAUGAAGCUGAAGUGAAAGCCAGUGACAGCGAGGCGGAAAAGAUUAGAGAAGGAAUUGGAUUCUUCGAGAAAGUUAAGAAGAGGCUACCUUGUGAAAUGAGAAACUAUCCUGAUUUGAUGAGUGAUUUUUAUAAUUUCUGGAGGAAUUGUGAGAGUGUUAAUGUGCUUGAAGUAAGGGGAUGUAAGGCAAGGGACAGGAGGAGGCAGAGGCAAUCAAGGGAAGAACUUGAUUUCUCUAGCUGUAAAAGGAGCACUCCAAGGCGUAGCCUUCCAAAUCACCAUGAAAGGAACGUGUUCAAAUGCGAAGAUGAACAAUAUGAGCUGGACAUGUUAGUGGAAUGGUUCAAAUCAGCUGUUAUAUAUGCUGAGGAAAUGGGAGGAGGCACAGUAAAAAAUAAAGAGAACAAAAUGAGUGGAAGAAUCUUUCUGAGGUGUAUCGAACGUUUAUAUGGUGAUGAAGGUCUGGAGAUUCUGGACAUAUUCGAUAAAGAUCCUCAACGUGCACUGCCUGUCUUGAGAUUGCGCUUGCAGAAGAAACUAGAGGAGCUGAUUCGAUAUCGUCAGAGUUUUGAAAUGCACCACGGCUGA